Penicillium manginii is the source of this 300-nucleotide messenger RNA. RefSeq lists its product as uncharacterized. The record is from RefSeq and is a predicted model, not a curated record. Lineage: Eukaryota; Fungi; Ascomycota; Eurotiomycetes; Eurotiales; Aspergillaceae. The transcript has a single exon. Bases 1 to 300 code for a protein of 99 amino acids.
AUGGCACUACCUGCCUCCCAGGCUUCCGAGGACAUGAUCAAGAGUGUUCGCCGGACUACCCAUGCUACGAAGGCUUUUUCUGCAGUAUGGAUACGAAAAGAUGUUCUUCUCCUCAAAUUGCUGGCAAGCAAUGUUAUCGAAAUGAAGAAUGCAUCGCUGAGCGUUGUGUGGACGGAAAAUGCGCUGCGCUUCGUGGGCCACCUAAUUCAUGCGACGAUGAUGCAGUUUGCAAGGAAUAUCGAUCUGAUUUCAUUUGCACGACCCCUGGGUAUAGUCGAGGCAAGAAGAUUUGCGCCCUAG